AUGAGAGGGUCAAAUGAACUGUGCCUUCAGUUGAAUGGACCCGGACAGACUGGAGAGUUGAAUGGACAGACUGGAGAGUUGAAUGGACCCGGACAGACUGGAGAGUUGAAUGGACAGACUGGAGGGUUGAAUGGACCCGGACAGACUGGAGAGUUGAAUGGACCCGGACAGACUGGAGAGUUGAAUGGACCCGGACAGACUGGAGAGUUGAAUGGACCCGGACAGACUGGAGGGUUGAAUGGACCCGGACAGACUGGAGAGUUGAAUGGACUGACUGGAGAGUUGAAUGGACCCGGACAGACUGGAGAGUUGAAUGGACAGACUGGAGAGUUGAAUGGACAGACUGGAGAGUUGAAUGGACCCGGACAGACUGGAGAGUUGAAUGGACAGACUGGAGGGUUGAAUGGACCCGGACAGACUGGAGAGUUGAAUGGACAGACUGGAGAGUUGAAUGGACCCGGACAGACUGGAGAGUUGAAUGGACAGACUGGAGAGUUGAAUGGACCCGGACAGACUGGAGAGUUGAAUGGACCCGGACAGACUGGAGAGUUGAAUGGACCCGGACAGACUGGAGAGUUGAAUGGACCCGGACUGACUGGAGAGUUGAAUGGACCCGGACAGACUGGAGAGUUGAAUGGACCCGGACAGACUGGAGAGUUGAAUGGACCCGGACAGACUGGAGAGUUGAAUGGACCCGGACUGACUGGAGAGUUGAAUGGACCCGGACAGACUGGGGAGUUGAAUGGACCCGGACAGACUGGAGAGUUGAAUGGACCCGGACAGACUGGAGAGUUGAAUGGACCCGGACAGACUGGGGAGUUGAAUGGACCCGGACAGACUGGAGGGUUGAAUGGACCCAGACAGACUGGAGAGUUGAAUGGACCCGGACUGACUGGAGAGUUGAAUGGACCCGGACAGACUGGAGAGUUGAAUGGACCCGGACAGACUGGGGAGUUGAAUGGACCCAGACAGACUGGAGAGUUGAAUGGACCCGGACAGACUGGAGAGUUGAAUGGACCCGGACAGACUGGGGAGUUGAAUGGACCCGGACAGACUGGAGGGUUGAAUGGACCCAGACAGACUGGAGAGUUGAAUGGACCCGGACUGACUGGAGAGUUGAAUGGACCCGGACAGACUGGAGAGUUGAAAGGACCCGGACAGACUGGAGAGUUGAAUGGACCCGGACAGACUGGAGAGUUGAAUGGACCCGGACAGACUGGAGAGUUGAAUGGACAGACUGGAGAGUUGAAUGGACCCGGACAGACUGGAGAGUUGAAUGGACCCGGACAGACUGGAGAGUUGAAUGGACAGACUGGAGGGUUGAAUGGACCCGGACAGACUGGAGAGUUGAAUGGACCCGGACAGACUGGAGAGUUGAAUGGACCCGGACAGACUGGAGAGUUGAAUGGACAGACUGGGGAGUUGAAUGGACCUGGACAGACUGGAGAGUUGAAUGGACCCGGACAGACUGGAGAGUUGAAUGGACCCGGACAGACUGGAGAGUUGAAUGGACCCGGACAGACUGGAGAGUUGAAUGGACCCGGACAGACUGGAGAGUUGAAUGGACCCGGACAGACUGGAGAGUUGAAUGGACCCGGACAGACUGGAGAGUUGAAUGGACCCGGACUGACUGGAGAGUUGAAUGGACCCGGACAGACUGGGGAGUUGAAUGGACCCAGACAGACUGGAGAGUUGAAUGGACCCGGACAGCCUGGAGAGUUGAAUGGACCCGGACAGACUGGGGAGUUGAAUGGACCCGGACAGACUGGAGGGUUGAAUGGACCCAGACAGACUGGAGAGUUGAAUGGACCCGGACUGACUGGAGAGUUGAAUGGACCCGGACAGACUGGAGAGUUGAAAGGACCCGGACAGACUGGAGAGUUGAAUGGACCCGGACAGACUGGAGAGUUGAAUGGACCCGGACAGACUGGAGAGUUGAAUGGACCCGGACAGACUGGAGAGUUGAAUGGACAGACUGGAGAGUUGAAUGGACCCGGACAGACUGGAGAGUUGAAUGGACCCGGACAGACUGGAGAGCUGAAUGGACCCGGACAGACUGGAGAGUUGAAUGGACCCGGACAGACUGGAGAGUUGAAUGGACAGACUGGAGAGUUGAAUGGACCCGGACAGACUGGAGAGUUGAAUGGACCCGGACAGACUGGAGGGUUGAAUGGACCCGGACAGACUGGAGGGUUGAAUGGACCCGGACAGACUGGAGAGUUGAAUGGACCCGGACAGACUGGAGAGUUGAAUGGACCCGGACAGACUGGAGAUUUGAAUGGACCCGGACAGACUGGAGAGUUGAAUGGACCCGGACAGACUGGAGAGUUGAAUGGACCCGGACAGACUGGAGAGUUGAAUGGACCCGGACAGACUGGAGAGUUGAAUGGACCCGGACAGACUGGAGAGUUGAAUGGACCCGGACAGACUGGAGAGUUGUGA
Messenger RNA from Oncorhynchus nerka (sockeye salmon), 2442 nucleotides. Its product is annotated as collagen alpha-1(I) chain-like. NCBI's taxonomy places the organism in Eukaryota, Metazoa, Chordata, Actinopteri, Salmoniformes, Salmonidae. The transcript has 2 exons. The record is from RefSeq and is a predicted model, not a curated record. The coding region runs from base 1 to 2442 and encodes 813 amino acids.